Messenger RNA from Stegodyphus dumicola, 1265 nucleotides. RefSeq lists its product as uncharacterized. NCBI's taxonomy places the organism in Eukaryota, Metazoa, Arthropoda, Arachnida, Araneae, Eresidae. The record is from RefSeq and is a predicted model, not a curated record.
UCUUCUCUCACCAUCAUGGGAGCAUCUAAGAAGUGGGUGGCUUGGGCCACGUUGAGCUGCUUGGUUCUAUCCGUUUCUGGAGGAUAUCUUAGUCUCGGUGGAGGCGGAGGUGGCUACGGAGGCGGUGGCGGUGGAGGAUACGGAGGAGGUGGAGGAGGAGGUUAUGGAGGCGGAGGAGGUGGAGGAUACGGAGGCGGCGGAGGAGGAGGAAAAGGAGGUGGUGGAGAUACCAUCUUCAUUGCAGUACCCAUUCAGUCUGGUGGUGGAGGACACGGUGGAGGCGGCGGUGGUGGAUACGGAGGAGGUGGAGGAGGGGGCUAUGGAGGUGGCGGCGGAGGCGGCUACGGAGGUAGCGGUGGAGGUGGCUACGGAGGUGGUGCUGGAGGAGGAGGAAUAAAAAUUAUUUCUCUUGGUGGUGGUGGAGGAGGAGGAGGAGGAAAAGGAGGAUACGGUGGCGGUGGCGGAGGAUACGGAGGAGGUGGCAAAGGAGGCGGCGGAUACGGUGGAGGAGGAUAUGGAGGAUCCGGAAGCGGAGGAUAUGGAGGAGGAUCCGGGGGAGGAGGAAAAGGUGGAGGAGGUGGUGGAGUAGCCAUCGUUGGAAUUAGCCUUACUAGUCUCGGAGGCGGAGGACACGGCGGCGGAGGAGGAGGCGGAGGUUACGGUGGCGGUGGAGGAGGAGGAUAUGGAGGAGGAUCCGGAGGUGGAUACGGUGGUGGAGGCGGAUAUGGCGGCGGAUCCGGAGGUGGAUAUGGUGGUGGAUCUGGAGGCGGAAAAGGUGGAGGUGGUGGAGGAUAUUGGUGAGCCACUUCUGAAAUAAAUUAAAAUGAAAAGCAACUCCUCCUAUUGGAAAGUAUAUGUCCUUCAUGGCGAACGGGUCUCGUAUCAACACUCCAACCGUUUCACUCAUCCCGGAAGUUCGGCCAUCUGCGUCAGUGAUAUGCCCAAGCGAACAAAACUGUAUCAAAGUUAACUAUGUUUGUCUUUCUUCUGUUUAUCACUUCAUGAUUCUUUGAAGUCCAUGUAGUCAUGAAGUGCAGUUGUAAAUACUUCUGUUGAAACACUUUUUUUAUUUAUCAUUUGGACUUUCACGCAUUUUGAAUGAUUCGAGUAAUAUUUUUUAAAAAAUAAAAUGGGAUCAAUCCAGGACUAAAUUAGAAAGGCAAUCAAACAAAAUUUUAAAUUAACAAAGUUGUUCUUUUCUUCUGUCUAUCUCCGUGUAGUCCUUUGAAAAACGUACAGCAAUAAAGCGUGAUUUGUAAAUAAUA